Molecule: messenger RNA, 440 nt
Organism: Pogonomyrmex barbatus (red harvester ant)
Lineage: Eukaryota; Metazoa; Arthropoda; Insecta; Hymenoptera; Formicidae
Gene: Ccs
Product: copper chaperone for superoxide dismutase
Biological process (GO): superoxide metabolic process
Molecular function (GO): copper ion binding
Source: RefSeq, a predicted model, not a curated record
UCUGUCUGCCUUCUCUCUGUCUGAAUUCAGCAUAACUUUUAUAUGACAAAGAGAGAUAGCCCGGAAAUUUGCUUUCUCAGUCUGACCACUCUCACUUUGCAAUGCUCAGUGUCUCUUCUAGUAUAGUUGUAUUGCAAUGGUUGUUAAAUAUUAGAAAUGUCAGCUAUUUAUUCAUAUAUAAAAAAAAAUUUGCUUUAUCACGUUAAUACUACUACGUAUAAAUGGCUUCAACAAAAAUUGAAUUUACGGUACAUAUGACAUGUGAAAAAUGUGUCAACGCAAUUUCCAAGAGUAUAGCCGAUUUAGAAGGCGUUCAAAAUAUCGAUAUAUCAUUAGAACGUGGCACUGUCAUCCUUGAAACAAACCUGCCUAGCUCUGUUAUACAGGAAAGAAUUGAAAGAACUGGACGGCGGGCAGUCUUAAAGGGAUAUGGAGGUUUA